UGACAUUUGGUGUCAGAAGUGGGAUAGGUAGUUCUCCAUGAAAGUAACUAUUAAUAAAAAGAAAAAUAUUGUGUUUUAUUUUAGAAAUUAUUCUUUUCAGGUUUUGUUUGUAAUCUAUGAACAAAGGAAGUGAUUGAAGUUGUGUUGUUUUACAGUCGGACCCUGAUGUCUAGAGUUCAGUCACUGUUCUGUGUGUAGUAAGUACAGGUACUAAUAAAGGUAGGAGGUUAGAAUUCUGCCAGGUUCAUUUAGUUUUGAAAAUUGGUUUUACACUUCACCUAGAUUUAAAUUGUAUUGAUAAGUGGUACAGGUAUAUACAUGUUAUAAAUACUUGUGGUUUCUGUGUGGCUGUACAAAUUUAUGAAACGGUAUUUUAUGCUAUAUUUUCAAUGAGCGAAACAUUAGCAAAGAGAUAUCUUAUUUCUUAUUGACGAUUAGUCAAUGUAUAUAUUGUAUAUAUGUUAUAGUGUUUUUAUAAUCAUGGAAUCUUUAAAAGCAAUAACAGAAUUAGGUCGACAGAUGGGGUAUGAUGGGGAGGAGCUUAGAGCAUUUGUGAAAGAUCAAAAAGACAGGCAGCGAGAGGAAAGAAAAGAGAAACGUGACAUCGUUCAAAGGGAACAACAGGUAGAGCGUGAAAGACAAGAGUAUGAAGUGAAGAUGGCUCAGAUUAAAUAUGAGACUGAUAAAGUAUCUCAAGAGGUAGACAUGAAGGUAAGAGAUAACAAUACAUUAAUUGAGCAAGAACAAAUUAAAAUGAAACUCCUACAAAUGGAACAUGAACAAAAACUAGAAUUAUUAGACAAACAACAGGAGGUAGGUGAGAGUAUGCAUCCUCCUUCUUUUGCUUCUAAAUUCUGUCUGACUAAAGGAUUGAAAAUGCCACCUUUUGAUGAAAAUCAUGAUGAAAUGGACUCGUAUCUGAAACGAUUUGAAAGGUAUACAAUAGCAGUAAAUUGGGAAAAGGAUAUUUGGGCUACAAAUUUAAGUGCAUUAUUAAAAGGUCGAGCUUUAGACGUAUAUGCCAGAAUGCCUGCUGAGAAUGCACUUGAUUAUGAAGAAUUGAAAGCUACAUUAUUGAGAAGGUUUGAGCAAACAGAAGAGGGUUUUAAGAAAAGAUUUCGUUCAUGUAGGCCUGAAAAGGGUGAGACAUAUUCACAGUUUGUUGUAAGACUAGAAAGUUAUAUAAAACGUUGGAUCGAAAUGGCAGAAAUAGAAAAGUCUUUCGAUAGUCUUCUUGACUUAAUGGUGAGAGAUCAGUUUUUGCAUAUUUGUAAUAAAGAACUGACCUUGUUUCUUUUAGAAAGAAUACCAAAUUCAUCAACACAAAUGGCAAAAUUAGCUGAUCAGUAUUGUGAAGCACGUUCUUUGCCUGCUUCUUCAUUCGUGUUUAGUCGUAAUGAACAUGUCAAAUAUACUAAACCAAUUGAACGUGGUAGAAGUGUUGAACGUAAGCUAGAUUCUCAUGUAGCACAAGGUAAGGACAAAAAUUUUCCUUCAAACAUAAGACGAUGUUAUCGUUGUGGUAAGACGGGUCACAUUGCCUCUGAUUGCAGAGUUAAUCUUUCCCAUAGAAAACCAAUUGCUUCACUUCAGGUAUCAGACAGACACAAAAGCAGUGUACAUUUCGAUGAUAAAGUCGAACAAAGUAAGUCAAGAUCAAGAUCACCUACACCAGAUUUUAAGAAUGUUAAGGUUUGUAAUGCUUUUAUGCCGUUUACUGAUAGUGUUUCUUACACUUCACCAGGAUCUAACACAACAUUAAGUUCAGCUUGUGAUGUAUCAACAUCGCUUAUUUCAAUGCCAACUUCACAUGGAAUCAUAGGUUAUGAAAUUGUGACAGUUUUAAGAGAUACUGGCUGUAGUGGUGUUGUCGUACGAAGGAGUUGCAUCCAGAAAAACCAAAUUACUGAUAGAAAACAGGUUUGUGUUUUAGCUGAUGGUACAAAGAUAGAGGUGCCGAUUGCAUGUAUAUAUAUAGACACAUCAUAUUUUUCAGGUGAAGUAGAAGCGUGGUGUAUGGAAAAUCCAAUUUAUGACUUGAUAAUUGGUAAUAUCUCAAGUGCUAGAAAUCCUGAAUCUCCAGACCCAAAUUGGAAACUUCAAGUAAGUGCUGUUCAGACAAGAAAGCAAUCACGUGAAAAGGGUAAUGUUGAGUAUCGUAAGAUGUUAGUUCCUGAUGUUGUAAAGGAUAGUGUGAGUCCUGAUGAUAUACAAAGAGAACAGCAAAUUGAUUCUUCUUUAGCUAAGAUAAAGCGGCUGAUUUCAGAAGGGAAACAAAAUGGUAACACAUACUUUUUCAUGAAAGGGUCAUUAAUAUUCAGAAAGUUUCAGUCACCAAGUGUGGAAAAGGGUAAGGUGUUUAAUCAAUUAGUUGUGCCUGAAAAGUUCCGUAAUACAGUUAUGAGGUUGGCGCAUGAAUCAGUAUUGUCUGGCCAUUUGGCGACAAGAAGAACUCUUGCAAAGGUUUUGUCUGAAUUUUACUGGCCUGGAGUGUCAUCUGAUGUGAAACGGUUUUGUCAGUCAUGCGAUAUCUGUCAGCGCACAGUAUCAAAAGGUAAAGUUGUCAGAGCUCCUCUUGGACAAAUGCCUUUAAUAGAUGUCCCAUUUAAACGGGUGGCAAUAGAUUUGGUUGGACCUUUACAACCACGUUCAGAUAAAGGUAACAGAUAUAUUUUAACCUUGAUUGACUACGCCACGAGAUAUGCAGAGGCUGCUGCAUUGCCGUCAAUUGAAACAGAGCGUGUUGCAGAAGCUUUGUUAGACAUGUUUUGCAGAAUAGGUGUACCAGAAGAGAUUCUUUCUGACAUGCGGACACAGUUUACAUCGGACAUGAUGAAAGAAGUAAGUAGACUUUUAUCUUUCAGGCAGUUGACAACAACACCAUAUCACCCAAUCUGUAAUGGAUUGUGUGAGAAAAUGAACGGGACAAUCAAGAUGAUGUUGAGAAGAUUAUGUGCUGAACGUCCGAAGGACUGGGAUAAGUACCUUAACCCCUUGUUGUUUGCAUAUCGGGAUUCUCCUCAGGAGAUUUUGGGUUUCACACCGUUUGAAUUAAUAUACGGUAGAUCAGUCCGUGGUCCUAUGACUAUUCUUAAAGAGUUAUGGACAAAAGAUAUUCCUGAUUCUGAGGUAAAGACUACAUAUCAGUACGUAUUAGAUCUUCAGCAAAGGUUAGAAGAAACAUGUAAAUUAGCACAGAAAAACUUGGCAGUUUCAUCUCAUAGGUACAGACAGAUAUAUAACAAAAGGUCAAGGGUGAAAAAUUUGAAGACUGGUGAAAAGGUAUUGGUGUUGUUACCAACAGAUAACAACAAAUUAUUGAUGCAAUGGAAAGGUCCGUAUACUAUUGUAGAGAAAGUAGGUACUUUAGAUUAUAAAGUGCAAGUUCAUGAUAAAGUAAACAUCUUCCAUGCAAAUAUGCUAAAGAAGUAUUAUGUUCGUUCUAGUGUCAGUGUUAAAGAUGUCGCUACUGUAAAUGUAGCAGUUGUAGAUGAAAACUGUGACUCAGAAAUCGAUCCUGAUGUAGAUUGAUAUUUUGAAAUAGAUACUCCAUCGUUGGUGCCUACUGAAUCAUUUAAAGAUUGUAAAAUAUCUCAUAACCUUAAUCCUGAGCAGGUAAAUGAGUUGAAUGAAAUUCUAAAAGAAUAUUCUGAUGUUUUGUCUGACAAACCAGGUUUUACAAAUCUAGCAAAGCAUGACAUCAAAUUGACCACUGAUGAACCAAUAAGAGCCAAAGCAUACCCAGUACCUUUUGCUACAAGGCAGACUGUCAUUGAAGAGGUGAAACGAAUGCUUCAGUUAGGAGUUAUAGAACCAUCUGAAAGUGAGUAUUGUAGCAAUGUUGUGAUUGUUAAAAAACGUGAUAACACAAAUAGGUUUUGUAUAGAUUUUCGUCCUCUAAACCGUGUUACUGUAUUUGAUUGCGAGCCGAUUCCGAACCCAGAAGAAAUCUUUGUUAAACUGUCAAAAUCUAAAUACAUUUCCAGACUUGACUUAACCAAAGGGUAUUGGCAAUUACCUCUCACAGAUUCUGCCAAGGCUUGUACAGCUUUCCGUACUCCAAUUGGAUUGUUUCAGUUUAGAACUUUGCCGUUCGGAUUAGUUUGUGCUAGUGCAAGUUUUAGUAGGUUAAUGCGCAAACUUCUAGAUGGAAUAUCAGAAGUAGAAAAUUUCAUUGAUGACAUUUUCCUGUACACUGAGACUUUUUCUCAUCAUUUACAAGUGUUGAAAGACUUGUUAGAGAGAUUAAGACAAGCUAAUUUGACGGUGAAACCAAGUAAGUGUUGUUUUGGUUAUCAAAGUACAGAAUGUCUUGGUCAUAUUAUUGGGAAAGGUUGUUUGGAACCGUUACCUGAUAAGCUUGAAGCUAUACGAGAUGCCAACAUACCAACUACAAAGAAACAGGUUCGAUCAUUUUUGGGUUUAGUUGGUUUUUAUAUGAGAUUUGUUCCUAACUUUGCUACAAUUGCUUCUCCGCUUACAGAUCUCACCAAAAAAGGGCAACCGAACAGAAUCAUAUGGGGAGAGUCACAACAAAAGGCGUUUGAGUCUUUGAAAAGGGCUCUAUGUUCAUUUCCAAUUUUAAAAUUGCCUGAUCUUGAUGCUAUGUUUAUUUUGCAGACAGACAGUAGUGAUAUUGGUAUAGGAGCAAUUUUGUUACAGGAAGAAGAUGGUAUUAAGAAACCAUUAGCCUAUGCCAGUAGGAAGCUUAAGAAAGCAGAACUUAAUUAUGCAACAAUUGAGAAAGAAUGUUUGGCCCUUGUCUGGGGUGUUUUAAAGUUUCAAAGGUAUCUCUAUGGUAAAGAGUUUCUGCUCGAAACUGAUCAUCGUCCGUUAGUUUAUUUGAGGAGUAGUAAAGUGACCAACACCAGAUUAAUGCGUUGGGCUUUACUGUUACAGCCAUACAGAUUCCGUAUUGUAGCUAUAAGGGGUAAAGAUAAUGUGGGUGCUGAUUGUUUGUCACGUCUUUAGAAUGUAUAUACGUAUUGUGUUAAGUAUUUUUGAUUUUGUGUUUUGAACAGUGUGAACACUGCUUAACAAGGGGGAUAUGUCACAAAAUCAAUUAUAUUUUAUCUAUUUUUAAAUAUAAUCUCUUAUAAACCUGUUUCUAGGAAUAGACAGUUAUAAUACUGACCAGUGUAAAUAGUUUUCUUCAUACCUGAGUGAACACUUACCUGUAUUAGUUAGC
This is a messenger RNA of Ruditapes philippinarum (Manila clam), 5188 nucleotides long. RefSeq lists its product as uncharacterized. The record is from RefSeq and is a predicted model, not a curated record. The transcript has a single exon. Gene Ontology annotation, biological process: DNA integration. Gene Ontology annotation, molecular function: nucleic acid binding; zinc ion binding. NCBI's taxonomy places the organism in Eukaryota, Metazoa, Mollusca, Bivalvia, Venerida, Veneridae. Bases 442 to 3531 code for a protein of 1029 amino acids.